Plenodomus lingam JN3 is the source of this 1068-nucleotide messenger RNA. The record is from RefSeq and is a predicted model, not a curated record. NCBI's taxonomy places the organism in Eukaryota, Fungi, Ascomycota, Dothideomycetes, Pleosporales, Leptosphaeriaceae.
AUGUCUUUUCGACUUGAUACGGACGAAACUGACUACAACAAUGUAAUCGCCAAGUCAUUCUUUGCGUCUCGACCCUGGUGGUAUGAUGAGCCUGUCAUCAACUCCUGGGCCACGGACCAAUCUGUCCACAAGGUUUUACAUCAUGUCAACAACCUCUACCAGCAGUGGCGACGGCAACCUGAGGGGCCCUUUUCUCCUUUUUCAGAUUCCCUGUGGGCAGAAACUGCAAAUGUGCAAAGGGAUGCCGGACUCCCAUGGCACAACAACAAUCUGAACUUGCCCGAGGAAAUUGAUAAAAGCUGGCCUUUUCACUUCAAAGAGUUUGAGCGACAUGUUGUGCUUGCCAAAGGCGCGCGUGUUGACGAUUUCGAUGCCGCUGGAUACAUCUGCAACUCGAUAGAGGCAAACCAGUAUGGGAUUCGUGCUAUUCAGCAAGAGCUCAGACGUCAGAUGCCCAAUAGUCAGCCGCUGCUCGUAGCUGGAUGUAUCGAACUGUCUGUGUCAGAGUCGGCUUCACAUCUGUUUGGAUUGGAGCUACUUCAACUGGACCGCCCAUGGAAGCAUGCCCGAGGCCUUCUGGAGGAACGAAGCAGGCCCAAUCGUCCUAUGAUUGUGAUUGCAAGCCUGGGAAAUGGGCAUGGGGAAAUGGACGACUUCGAAGCCAUUAGCGAACUUGCUAAGCAGUUACCCAUCUACCUCCAUGUCGAUGCAUCGCGUACUUUCGACUAUCUCACGACUAUGUCCACCGCAGACCGGAAACGUCUCGCAUUGCCGCGUCUCGUUCUUCAACAUCCUUUCGAGGAUGUCAAAUCUUAUGAUGAUGCGGAACCUACAAUAGUUGCAGCCACAAUUGUCGGUGCAGGAACGAAUAGUAUAUCACCGCCCCCUGCAGUGGUCCUCAAACCACGAACGCUUGGUACUCCUUCCGAGAUGACGGUGGACUCCGCUUUGGAUCGACUGGUAUUCGCGAAGUGUAUCGUCGUUGCAUGUCAAACAGGGAGAUGCUCCAGGAAGUCCUUCAACACUGUGAAAUCAAGGCUGAUGCACCGUCUGGUUCGCUCGAUCUGA